Molecule: messenger RNA, 9279 nt
Organism: Poecilia reticulata (guppy)
Lineage: Eukaryota; Metazoa; Chordata; Actinopteri; Cyprinodontiformes; Poeciliidae
Gene: cacng3b
Product: calcium channel, voltage-dependent, gamma subunit 3b
Biological process (GO): transmission of nerve impulse; neurotransmitter receptor transport, postsynaptic endosome to lysosome; neurotransmitter receptor internalization
Cellular component (GO): postsynaptic density membrane; AMPA glutamate receptor complex
Molecular function (GO): channel regulator activity; voltage-gated calcium channel activity
Source: RefSeq, a predicted model, not a curated record
AGGGGGAGGCAACCGCUAUCUUUUUUUUCUUCUUCUUUUCUCUUUUUUCCAUUUGUACCAACGGGCACAACUGGCUCAGGCUUGUUACGGACCAGUCCAACUUGAAUAGCGUUUUACCCGUUUUUCAUCUAAGUAGCCUGCAUCCUGGACAGUCGAUGAUUUCUUGGUGUCCAACACUAAACGUUUUGCGUACGCGGAUUUGGACGACUUGUGGUGGCUUUUGACAUGGAAGAGGAGAAAAAAAAUAUGUCGACGAGUCAAUAAACCCACCAUGGAUAGCCUACAGGUCGUCCUCAUCUAAGGAAUGGGAUUUUGUUCUGCUUAAAGCGACAUGGUCGAAGGAGGAAACCCAGAGGUGAGAUAGGGGCGAAAACUGUUUAGAAAACAGGCGUUUUGUCCUACAAAGGCGAGUAAUUUAGGAAGACGAGCGACAGAAAUAAAGAAGGCUUAAAAAUAUAUUAACUGGGACAUAUGAGGCCAGGAGAGGCGGGAUGUGGCAUCACCCCCCGCUCUGAGUGAGUGUGGGCAGUGUCGAGCUGUUGGGGACAACCGGUGGUCGCUUCAUCCAGCCUCCCACCUUCCCGAAGCUGCUAUUUUCCUCCAUAUGCUUGCCAAAUAUUUAAUAAUUUUUCAGUUUUCAAGUGCCUGUCUGCCCCCUGCUCCUCUCUUUGACUCUUCAAGUCUCGAAAUUAGGAAAAUUAAAGGCUGAAUCUAUUAAAAAAAAAAAAGAGGAAGAAGCGGAGGAGAGAAGGAAUAAGGCACCCAAGGAGCCGCCUAUAUGAAGAUGCUGAUGUGUGACCGCGGCGUCCAGAUGCUCGUGACGACGGUGGGCGCGUUCGCCGCCUUCAGCCUCAUGACCAUCGCCGUCGGCACGGACUACUGGCUGUACUCGCGCGGGGUCUGCCGCGUGAAGAGCAGCGGCGACAACGACACGAGCCGCAAGAACGAGGAGGUGAUGACGCACUCCGGCCUCUGGCGAACCUGCUGUCUGGAAGGAACAUUCAGAGGCGUAUGCAAGAAGAUUGAUCACUUUCCAGAGGACGCAGACUACGAGGCGGACGCUGCUGAAUACCUCCUACGUGCCGUUCGCGCCUCCAGUAUCUUCCCCAUCAUGAGUGUUGGUCUGUUGUUCCUGGGGGGGCUUUGUGUGGCUGCCAGUGAGUUUUACCGGAGCAGACACAAUGUCAUCCUCAGCGCAGGAAUCUUCUUCGUAUCUGCAGGCCUCAGCAACAUUAUUGGAAUUAUCGUCUACAUCUCAGCCAAUUCUGGAGACCCAGGUCAAAGUGACAGCAAGAAGUCCUAUUCGUACGGCUGGUCCUUCUACUUUGGCGCCCUCUCCUUCAUAAUGGCGGAGAUGGUUGGCGUGCUGGCGGUGCACAUGUUCAUCGAGAAGCACCGCAAGCUGCGCGCCAAGUCCCGCACCGAGCUCAUAAAGAAGUCCGCCUUCAGCCGCAUCCCCUCCUACCGCUAUCGAUUCCGCCGCCGCUCCAGCAUGCGCUCCUCCGAGGCCCCCAGCCGAGACGCGUCGCCGCUGGGGAAGGGCGGCUACACGGGGCCGGCCGCCUCCGAGAUGCCCAUGUACACGCUGAACCCGAGAGAAGCGGGCAAUGCGGGCGGCAAAGCGGGUAGCGGCAUGGGUGGGCUGCUCAACUCGGAGAGGGAUUUCCUCCAGAGCAGCACGCUCACUAAAGACUACAACAAGGACCCCAACCGCAGGACCACACCAGUCUAAGGGAAUCUGGCUGUAGAUAUCACCGAAUCAGAGUGUCAAAGAGGAGGAGGAGGAGAAAUCCAGUGGAAUUCCAAGCAAACAAACGGGAAUACGAAGGGUUGAAGGGAUUGGGAAGGGGUUUGAGUAACCCUGACUGUGAACUGUGAAAUUUUUAGCCUUUGAACUGUGAAUCCUUUGCGCUCUGAGAGUUUCUUAGUUGUGUAGCAGGGUGGGUUUUGAUGGAGAAGUUCUUCCCAACAUUCGUGUACAUCUGGUACACCUAUGAAAUUAUAUCCGUAGCCACUUAUAAAUGACAACCGUAGCAAUUUAGGUUCAUGAUUUUCAUGUUCAUAAACUGACUUUCUGACAUUUGUAAGGGGAAGAGGAAAGGACAUACAGAGUUGUUGUUUGGAACGACUUCUCCUGACAAAUCACAACUAAUGUGAAAUUGAGAAGACAGAAGGGAAGAGAAAACGUGCAAUCUUUGAACUUCACACCUCUCUCCUCCUGUCCCCUUGGGUAGCAGUAGAGGGGAACAGUUAACUUUCCAAGUGUGACAUCAAAUAGCGAGAAAGCUCAACUUAUCACAAGGCUUAAUUCAGUUUUGGAUCGGCUGAGUUCAGAAGAGAAAAAACAAUUUCUGCCAUUGACAUUUGUCGAAGUGAUUAUUUCUACAUUUGUUUACUUGUUUCAUAUGAACUGACUUCAAACUGAGCUGAAACUGAAUUGAGCCGAUUCCACGACUCCCAGAUUUGCCCCGAGGCCGACUGCAGAUCGGCUGCUGGAGAGCGAGCAGAAAAGGCAACUCAACAAAUCUUAACGUUCGAUCCGUUGGUGCUUCCUCUCAGCUGUGUUUUUUCUGCCACUUCUUGAGUUAUUUUUAUUUAUUUUUUUUACCUAAAAAGAAAAAAAAAACUCCAGACGACCAGAUAUCUGUCUGUCUGUCUGCCUUCACAAAUCACCUUUCGCCUUCCAUGUCUUUCCGUGUGGCCCCAUACUUCACCUCACUGACACCCUCCUCCCACCCUGCCUUCCCCGUACUUAAAGCGACAGUAGAUUUAGCUUUUGUCUUCCUUGUAGAGUAUAGUUAGGUUUUCUGGAUGUUAUUAUUUCAGGGUAACGUGAGGGAUGGAGUCAGUGUAAGGGAGACCGCUGAGCUGUGAAGUACACAUUAAGGCAGUGCCAAAACAAAAACAAACAAAAAACUAGAAAAGGACUUUUUGUGUCUGCCCGCUACCUCUCCUGUCAACAUCUUUAAUUCGAUAUGAUGUUGUUUCUGCUAGAGCAACUGUAAAAACUUCAGCUGCAUAAAGGACAAAAUGCUCCUUUAAUUGAAUCCAAUUGAGUGUCUUAUAUAAAAGGACUUAAAAUGUAUCCAUCUGUAAUUGCAGCAACAUAAUCUCACGCUGCAAAAUUUUGGAAAACCCAACCUUUAAUUUUUAUAUAUUUAUUCAUUAUUAUUGUUUUGAUAAAAUUGUUAAUUGCUCUACACAGUAUCUGUUUCUUCCAAACGACCUGGGUGUCUCAUAAGAGCGGGUUGCGUCAUGAACAGAAAAAUCUGCCGAAAGUUUGACUUUCUAAAAAUGUUUCUAGAUUAUGCUACUGCGGUUGGAGAUGAAUGUAUUUUAAGUUGUUUUUUUUAUUAUUAUUUUAUACUUUUGCCGUGGGAUGCCCAUUGUUAAGACCAGAUCUGAACAGAUGAAACCCAUCGCAACAUCCAAAAACGCGCUGCUUUCAUUUAAACGUGUUGCCCCACUCCCUCCCGUGUAAACAUGCUGUUUUAGUAACAAUGUUUGCAGAGGACUGAAAUUAUUCUGCAUUUCCCAGCAUUUUGGGGAAACGUGUUUUAAAUCAUUCCCGAAGACCUCUGACUGUCUAUAAGUCGCAUUUAAAGGCAAAUUUUGUCAAUUUAGUUAUAGAAAAUGCAGACUGCUGCCUGAUUUCAUCCAGAUACGUCAGAGUGCUCAAUUAUCGGCAGCCGUGAGAGGAUUGUGUUAAUAAAAUGUUUAAUAAUGCCGACUAACUGAUAAAAAAACAAAAACCUGUCUGUGCCAGUGAGAUGUUAUCAAGUCCUUAAAUAGAACAAGAAGAUUUAUAUUGCCUCUUAAUCUUCUAGCAUUUACUAAUUUGUCUGUACCUUUAUUGCUGAUAGCAGGUGUGAAAAGAAAAAGAAGCCAUAAAAAAGAGGGAAGAAUCUGGGUAGAGAAAGAGUUGUUCAGACAGAUCAUACAGCGCUGCGUUAAAAUAGUAUCCCACUCACAGAUUUCUGAUGUUUUUGUUUCUUUUUUUAAUUUUAUGUCUGACAAAUUAACUUGAGUAAAUACAAAAUGCAGUUUUCAGAUGGUGGCAGUGUGAUGGUCUGAUGGUCUGGGGCUGCAGCUGUUGCUUAAUCUGAACCGACCCGAAACAUAUCCACUUAUAAAUGGCUCAAUAAAAAGAGAUGCCUUGCACUGUCCUAGUCAAAGUUCAGACUUGCAUCCCGUCGAGAUGCUUAGGCAGCCUGUUCAUUUCUAAAAACCCUGCAGUGCGACUGAUCUGUGGCUCCUCAGGCCUUGAUGGCAGCUGUUGUAACUUAAUAAAUCUCUUUCUGUAUUUACUCAGGCUAUCUUUGUUUAGAAAUAAAACUCGUUAAGUGAUUAUGGAACAUUAAAGUGUGACUAAAAAGGAAAAACAGAAGAAAUCUGUCAGGAGGUAAAAUAUUUUUUUCAUAACAUUGUAAGAAAGCAGAAAGUUUCACAGCACUUUUUUGGUUUUCAUUCUGUUUACAGGACUUAUGAGUGAGAACAAAAUAUAUUUCUAAACGUGUUUCUUGCCUCCCAAAGCCAUCAUUGCACUUUUUUUUUUUUUUGUACAAACUAAAGAUGAAUCGACGCUGACCCGACACCGCCACACCCUGCUCUGAACAGUCACCGAUUCAAGAUCUCCUAACCGCAGUCAAACUCUUUAACUCACAAAGCUGCUGUUUCGUCUCCCGUCUCACGCCAUAAGGGGAGCACACGGGGACAGACGGGCGCCUGUGCGUGCUGCCCCUCCACCUAUGAAUAUUAAUUUUGCAAGCUAACCACAAAAUCAGCCGCUGUUGUGGGCUGCGAGAUGAGGAGGAGGAGGAAGAGGGAGGGGGGAAAAAACACUUCUCUCUAAGCAAGGGCUUUUAAUUUUUAAAGAACAGGAGCACACAAGGGCUUUUUAUGCUCGGCACUGCAGCAAUGUUGCUUUUAGGGGGUGUAAUCUUGGAGGGAGACGUGGAAAAAGCAAAAGACAUUUGCACAGAAACAACUGUUUUAAAACCAGCUGAAUAGCUUAGUGGUAAUAUAACAUGCAUUGAGCAAAAGAGAGGUAGAAGACGUUGCUCUUCCACCCAGCUUUUAUUUAUUUAUUUAUUUAUUUUUCAGUAGCUAGAGAAGAUAAAUACUGCCUUAAAGAAAUAUAGGAUAAUUCUAAGUUAUCGGAGUUAAGAUUCAGCGUACUAGCUAACUGCUCAGAAACAGUGCCAAAUAUUAGUCGAAAUGUCUCCCAUGUGUCAUGGUGUCCGGGUUAGCUUUAGGUCAUAGAGUCACUGCUGUAUAUAAUCGUUUUUCUGUGUAGGAUUUGCAGACUCAGCAGUCGUAGCUAUGUAGCUCAGCAUAACGAGGGGCCCCUCGGAUCCUUAGGGUCUGCUCGGCGCCGUGUUUAGUACUGCCAUCCAUGAGCCAUGUCAGCAUCGACCAUUCAAACCCAUGCAUGCCCACAUCCAUUCGCUUCCAGUGCUUAUAGUUGCUGUAUCUGAAAUCGGGCCUCAAACAGCACCCUGACCUCUGCACCCAAUCGGGACGCUCGGUUGGCACGUUGAGAACGCUUCGCCCGAGGCCCAAUCUCUGCGGAUGCUUACCCCGACGGAGCGCAGGGGGCUCUUUGAGACUCUCUUCCCGCCACCAUUCAGCUUUGAUACUCUGAUAUCAACAAGUAAUUGUAUUAUUAGUAAAAGAAUUAUUCUAAAGGUGCCACUGUGCAGAGGAGAACCAACUCUGUCACACUAUAUACUUAUAAUGAAUAUAUUCGUUCGAGGGGAGCGGGGUUGAUUAUGGGGUGCAGAGUUGGGAAGCAGGAGUCGUAGUCUUUCUAUUAUAUUAUUCUAUAGUUUCUUUUUCUACUUUGUCGUGGCUGUGAGGUUUUGUCGUUUCAAUCGCAUCGGACACCUCCGGCGGGAAAGAUGAGCGACGAGCCAGUGGACUGCUUGUGGACAAUGACCUCACCUCACUGGUGCCAGAGACUACGUUACCCAGCGAGACCUGCAGCACACGCAGACACUAACACGCAAACUUCACCUUCCUGUACCUAUAAGUUCCUGUACUUCUGAGGACAAUAUAUCCACACUCUAAAGCAAGAUGUUUAAAGCAGAAGGGAGUGAAACAGGAUACUAAGCCUGUUUAUGGUGACAAGUGAACAUGUUUAAAAUGUUUAGCGUUUACAUUUGAGUCUCUUCUUGGUGCUUUAUUUGACACUGUGGCAAACUUGGAAACAAUUAGCAGGAAAGCUGGCUUAAUUGAUUUGUGUUUCCAGAAUCAAGCUAAAACAUGAUGAGGCGAGGCAUGCCCAUCACUUUAUUUCGAUGGUAUAAAAGCAAGAUCCUACAAACAACUUCCCUUCGCCUGAGGUCUGGUUUAAACUGCCAGAGUCCUGUAUGAGGGCCAACAAUCUACGAAAUAGCGCCCAGCAAUCCUCUUUUAACCUGGGCUAGAAGUAUCCUCAUCUGACAACUGACAGGACACAUAUGUGCUUGGAAAGGCAUAAUGUGGUUUAAAAGUGAAAACAUCACACUAACCAAUGGUAUACCCCCUAAAGAAGACAAUACGUCAUCCAUUAUCACCAAAGCUUUUACACAAACCCACAUUUUUGUUGAAUGAGGGAUUGGCCAUCUCACGCUGGCCAAUCCCUCACCUGGUAUCCCGUUAUUUAUCUGGCAGCAGUCAUCAGCAUUCAACUGCAUUUCCAGUAGGUUCCUCUUAAGAAAGGUUGAUGAUUACGCCAAAUGUAAAAGUAGACAUGUGAGCCUUUAGUCCACACAAAAACAAUUUCUCCUCUUAAAAAGUGAAUAUUUAUGAUUAGACAGCCACUCUGCCUUUCUCUAACAGCUCAAAAAUAUUACUAAAACCAAAAGGCACAGGCAACGUGUUGAAAUAUUUGUCCUCGUUAGUACAGAAACAUAACCACGCAAGAAUAAAUACACAUAUAUGAUCACAAUUGCAUACACACAGACAUGAAGAGACAUGCACAGACACCCAUACUGAGACAGCACCCACCUCCCAGCUUUGCCCAGUGUGGUGCAGGAAAGAAGUGCGUGCUGCUCUAUGAGAAAUCACUGUGUCACGUUUAGUGUUUCUUUGGGAGAAAAACAACAAACUGUUCCCGACGAGUCGCCGUUGCGUCGACCCGAUAGGUGGAGCGUUGAGUAAACUGAGCCAGCUAAUCACACAUGGACAACCAGAUGAACUGAAAUGUGAAUUCAACGGCGUAGUUCUGAGACAAAAAAAAAGACUCGCUACGCGCACUCUACAAUUAACACUCACUACCAGCACACACUCUCACAAACACUGACACGAAUAUGGUUACAGUGUGAGGGCUUACAGGUGGAUUUAUGUGCCUGCAUGUUUGUGUAUGCAUGUUUUUGUGUGCGUGUACGUGUGUGUGUGUGUGUGGUGAUGUUUAUUUGCGUGUACGUGUGGAGUUAGCCUCUCCUCACCCAUGCACCCAGUGCCUGCCUAUCCUGCCUUCAAACAGCUCCGACAUCAGCUACGGGGCUUCCAGGAUAACCGUUUUCUGCAUUCCCACGACACAGUAUGGUUACGCUGGUUCAGAGCUAAAUGCCCCACUCAUUCCUAGGCAGUCGUAGCCAUACGAGUUGAUUAGGCUGCUUUGAUUUUAGUGAGUUCUGGUGGACUGAGUUUUUGUUUUACCCUCCUGAUUUGACAGGACUUCGUAGUAGCAGCCUUCUUCUCAGACCCGACUGUGUUUUUUUUUCUUGCAAAUUUCAGUCUAUGUCUGUUCAAUUGUAUAAAGUACAGCAGAAAAAUCCUCGCAGGAAAGGGAAAAGUCCGAUGACUCUGUCAAUGUUCCUAACACUUGGAUUCAAAAGGAGCAGUGUAGCUUUUACUAAUCUUGUAGAAUAAUGGACAAAAACUUUACCCUCCCAUAUUUGCUGACCCCAAUGGAUUGUCGACACAAAGCCAAGUGUGUUUGCAGGGCCACUCCAUGUUGCUUAUUUUGUUUCUGGUGUUAAAAGACACCAUGUCUUGGUACUGUCAUUGAGAGGAGGAUGUAAGUCUUUGAUUUUUGAAAAUUAUGUAGCUCUAUAUUUAUAAGGGAUAAGAAAUAUGGUGAUAGGUAGCAAGGUUUCAGUAGUUCCUGCGUUGCUUAUGGCUAUCAUGAAGAAGCAAGCUGAAUGCCAAAGCUGUUGAUUUACCCAUCCAUCCAUGUUCCAAGUCUUGGCGAUUGUCCCUAAAUAGACAUCAAGAUUCUCAAGAUCCCAUAUUCUGCCACCUGAAAUGAGCUGUGCGGUGGCUGCACUCAACCUUAUGGAUGCAAAACAAACAUUAAUUGAUAGACUGAUGCUUAUAGUAUCAAAUUAGAACAACCUGGUUUAACUUACAUUAACCAAUAGUAACCAAAACUACUCCCCAGAAAAAAACAAAUACAUUCCUGCUUAAGGAAUUUUGACAAUUUUAUAAAAAAGAUUUACCUGUUAAACAAUUUCAGGAUAUUUUAGCUUUUUCUACAGUUAUAGUAAAUGAAAUUAUUUGGAAACGUCAGUCCCCAAUAAUACAGCAGCCAAUAUUUAAAAAUGUAUUCUGAUCUUGUUGACUGAAAGCUUGUAUUUAUACUUCCUUGCAAAUUUUUAGUUCAUCAGCUAACAGAUUCCCUCUCUGCUGUUGUUACGCUGCUUUGACCUAAUACAUUUAUUACAGUAAAUUAAAUGGCGAUGAAACUACUAACGUGAUAAUUCUGUUGAAUUUAAUUUAGUCAAAUUAAAAAUGUAUAUGUCUUGCAUUGUUUUAUAUUUGUUUAUUUAACGGCCGGACACACAAAAUUAUUACAAAGAAAUUACAAUAUAGACUAACAUGUUUAGCUAAUUUUAGUGGUUGCCGUUCUAAUGAUGUAAAUUAUUCUGAAAUAUUUUUAGUACUACCUCAGCUGGAUUUCCAAGUUCGCCAAGCUUGCGAUAUGAAAAUCUAAUCUUUACAGGUCAAAAAGAUUUACUACUACUAGGCAUGUUUACCUUGCUGUGUGUAUCCAUGUCAAAGUCCAGCUAACAAAUUAUGAGGAACAUCACAGACAUAGCUACCUAUGAUUGAUGUUUCAUGAGCCGGUUCGAUAACUGCAAAUGCGGUUGUACAGCUCUAUCUGUAAUGUCCGAUAAGAGCUAACUUUGAGUUUAGCUAGCAGUGCAACCAGUGGCGCAGCGCGCGAGGGAUAAACCCACUAGCGUUAGCCUUAAAGGGGCUGCCGCCCAUGACUGCGCCUGUACUCAUAGCAUCUGGGGUUACAAUACGUAGCCAACGUUUUCCGCUUUACCUUUAAGGCAAAAAAAAAAA